Molecule: messenger RNA, 1092 nt
Organism: Sphaeramia orbicularis (orbiculate cardinalfish)
Lineage: Eukaryota; Metazoa; Chordata; Actinopteri; Kurtiformes; Apogonidae
Exons: 6
Coding region: 94-732 (212 amino acids)
Source: RefSeq, a predicted model, not a curated record
CUUUAAGUCUUCGUGUCAGAGGAAAAGGAGAAUGAAAUGAAAACACUGACACUUGUUCCACAGAUUCAAUCUAUCCAACGGGUCUGAGUGAAGAUGAGGAGGAUGAAGGUCCAUCACAUGUUUCUGCUGGUGUUUGUUCUGCACAUGACCUUUGACCUUUCAGCUCAAAGCCCCUCCCCCUCCACAACCAACACGACAACCCUGCCCACUUCACCACCCAACCCCGCAGACCUCAGAUACACCACCCGUCCCUCUGAUGUAGUGGCGGCGGUCGGAGAAUCCGUCGUGUUCCGAUGUGGUGUUCCCAAAACCUCCUCAGGCCUGAGCUUCACCCUCUACGGAUCCCAUCGGAACUACACCCUGAGGUGUCCUGGUGACCAUGUGGAGGACAUCCCACAGGCUCUGGAUGGAAGCUGUGAGAUCAAAGGUCCAGAGCUAUUGGCCGUUUGGACGCUGAAGGGGGCAUCGUUCUCUGAUAACAGGACCAGGGUCAUGUGUCAUCAGUCAGCCAAUCCUGACGCUCCGUCAGCUCAUCUCGUGGUUUACGAUGAUGGCUCGUCCUACUCUGUCCUGAUUGGCUGCACCAUCGGGGGUUUCUUUGGCGUCCUGUUGGUGUUUGGUCUGUGGUUCAUGGCGCUGCAGAGAUCGGAGACCCUGCGCACGUGUUUCGGAGGAAAAGAAACUGAAGAGGAUUUAAGCUCCAUCGUAACCAAGGAAAGUCAAGUCAAGUGAAGUCGAGGAGGACUUAUGUCCACCUACAUCCACCUAUGUCCAUCUACAUCCAUAUACGUCCACCUACGUCCACCCACCCAAGUUGGUGAACUGUCUGUCUCUCUGUCUGUCUGUCUGUCCCCCCCCCCCGAUCUGGUCAUCCAGCUGUAGACUCUGUUUGCUCAUUUGUGAUCCAUGUAUUUUUUUUUUUUUUUUAAUUUUGUGUUACAUGUUUUGUUUUUUUUUAUUUUAUGAUCCAUGAAUUUUUUAAAUUUUGUGAUCCAUGUUUUUUUUUGUUUUUUUUUAAUGUUGUGAUCCAUGUAUUUUUUUUAUUGUAUUUGUGAUCCAUGUAAAUAUAGUAAAUAAAAACUGAUGGCCUUC